Messenger RNA from Morone saxatilis (striped sea-bass), 1553 nucleotides. It is a transcript of the gene ackr4b, whose product is annotated as atypical chemokine receptor 4b. Gene Ontology annotation, cellular component: membrane. The coding region runs from base 154 to 1260 and encodes 368 amino acids. The transcript has 2 exons. Gene Ontology annotation, molecular function: scavenger receptor activity; chemokine binding; chemokine receptor activity. Lineage: Eukaryota; Metazoa; Chordata; Actinopteri; Moronidae. Gene Ontology annotation, biological process: chemotaxis; G protein-coupled receptor signaling pathway; immune response. The record is from RefSeq and is a predicted model, not a curated record.
UGGAGCUGGCUGAGGCAGACAGAACAGUCUCUUCAGCCCUGUGGUGCAUACAACGUUCCUCCUCAGGAUACAUACCAACUGCCUCUGUGUGAUUGGAAAAGGAUUCAUAUCAUUAACUUUACUGAAGCCACAAAAGGGAAGACACAAGCAAAAAUGGAAGAUUUCUAUGAUGAUGACUCCACCUUUAAUGACAGUUACGAUUACAAUUACGAACACACUAUUUGUGACAAGGAGGCAGUGCGCUCUUUUGCCGGUGUCUUCCUCCCAGUCGUCUAUGCCUUGGCUUUGGUGGUGGGCCUGGCUGGGAACGCUCUCGUAGUGGUGGUCUACACAUCAAAGGUGCGACUACGAACCCUGACAGAUGUGUGCAUCCUUAACCUCGCCAUUUCGGACCUGUUACUUCUCUUCACCCUGCCUUUCUGGGCGGCUGAUGCUGUCCAUGGCUGGAAGUUGGGUUCGGCAGCCUGCAAGAUCACCUCCUUCCUCUACAGUACCAACUUCAGCUGUGGCAUGCUGCUGCUGGCGUGUAUCAGCGUGGAUCGCUACCGUGCUGUGACCCAAAAUCCUACAGGCAGGACUGGUACAGGUGUCCGGGUAAGGAGACAGUGGCUCCUGGUGUGUGUGGUGUUAUGGGCUGUUGCCAGCUUUCUUGGCCUUCCGGAACUCGUCUUCUCCACAGUGAAGCACUCCCAUCACAGGAUGGCCUGUACAGCCAUCUACCCGCCCAGCAUGGCUCGACCUGCAAAGGCGGCCCUGGAGCUGCUGGAGGUGACCCUUAGAUUCGGUCUACCCUUCUUGGUCAUGGUGGUGUGCUACAGCUGCAUAGGACGGGCGCUGAGCCAGGCAGCUGGGGUGCAGAGAGACCGGAAGUGGCGUGCCCUGCGGGUCUUGCUGGCUGUGGUGGCUGUAUUCCUGCUCACCCAGUUGCCAUACAACGUGGUCAAGCUCUGCCGAGCGAUGGACGUCAUCUACAUCCUCGUGACUGACUGUGAAGUCAGCAAGGGUCUGGAUCGUGCUCUCCAAGUGACAGAGAGCCUGGCGCUGAGCCAUGCCUGCAUUAACCCUCUCCUCUAUGCAUUCAUCGGAUCUUCCUUCAGGGGACACGUCCUCAAGGCUGCGAAACACCUUGGCCAGCGAUUUGGGAGACACCCAAGACACGUCAACGAGGAGCCGGCAGUGGAGAUUGCACUCAACACGCACACUCAAAUGCAAUCCCAGUCUGGUUCGGAAGACCAAGACACCAGUACUUUUACAAUUUAAGACUCAAAGCAUUUAUCCAUUUUCCUGUAAGCACCCAGACAAAACUGUAUUUCUAUGUAUAUUAUUUUUAUCAUACAAUAUAUAUAAUAUUAUUCUACUAUCAUACACGAUAGACACCAAUAACAAUAAAUAUUCAUUCUUAGUUUAAUGAAGUAUAUGUACAGUGAGUUUAUAUGCACUAACUAAGCAAAGUAUUUUGUACAAAUUAUGUAUUUUGUUAAAUAAAAGAACAAAGAUCUUCAGUGACUCGCAUCUACCAACAUCUGUUGCAAUUAAAUGCAGCUGGAACUCAA